This is a messenger RNA of Oncorhynchus nerka (sockeye salmon), 5271 nucleotides long. Its product is annotated as dual specificity calcium/calmodulin-dependent 3',5'-cyclic nucleotide phosphodiesterase 1B-like. Gene Ontology annotation, cellular component: neuronal cell body. The transcript is spliced from 14 exons. Gene Ontology annotation, biological process: signal transduction. The record is from RefSeq and is a predicted model, not a curated record. Gene Ontology annotation, molecular function: calmodulin-activated 3',5'-cyclic-GMP phosphodiesterase activity. Lineage: Eukaryota; Metazoa; Chordata; Actinopteri; Salmoniformes; Salmonidae. The coding region runs from base 418 to 1980 and encodes 520 amino acids.
GCAGGCUACGCAGGCUGGGGUCUACCAGAAGUCUUUCUCGGGACAGAGAACUGUGGGUGGUUCAGUUGAAUAGUAGGCUAUCUGAGAGAACUUUGGGUGGUUCAGUUGAACAGUAGGCUAUCUGAGAGAACUUUGGGUGGUUCAGUUGAACAGUAGGCUAUCUGAGAGAACUUUGGGUGGUUCAGUUGAACAGUAGGCUAUCUGAGAGAACUUUGGGUGGUUCAGUUGAACAGUAGGCUAUCUGAGAUAACUUUUUGCUUUCUAGUAUUUUCUGGGGAGAGUCUCUCUCAGUUCUCUGUGUCACUGUGCCUGAGCUCUGAGCUUAGGGCUGUAAGAGACAGUACCUUUGGGCUGUGCAGGCAGUGUCUAACUGUGGGCUAUAAGAGGUUGUAAAGGUUUUGCCUUACUGUGGGCUGGAUGGCUGAGCUGGUGAGAGUGAGGAAGAAACAUCUCCAGACACCUAUCUCCAGGCUGAGGUGUAUGGUCAAGCAAUUGGAAGAGAAAGAUGUGGACUUCGAAGAUCUGAAGAAGAACUUGGACUACACAGCAUCCUUACUGGAAGCUGUUUACUUUGAUGGGACCAGACAGGGUCUGGACACAGAGGAUGACCUCCAGAAGCUGCACUCUGAUGGCGUGCCCACGGAGGUCACUGAUUGGCUGGCUUCAACCUUCACUCAGAGGGCCCGCCACCCCGCCCGCCGCUCUGACGACAAACCAAAGUUCCGCAGCAUCGUCCACGCAGUGCAGGCUGGGAUCUUUGUCGAGAGGAUGUUCAGAAGGGCCUACACUGCUGCCAUGCCUGACCAACCUGCAGCAGUAGUUAACUGUCUCAGGGACAUUGACCGGUGGAACUUUGAUGUGUUUGCCCUGAACACAGCCAGUGAUGACCACGCACUACAGACCCUGGUCUUCGAGCUGGUGACACGAUACGAACUCAACAGCAGAUUCAAGAUCCCAAUCUCCUGUCUGAUGUCCUUCUUGGAGAAGCUGGAGAAAGGCUACAGUAAACACAGCAACCCCUACCACAGCAGUGUCCACGCAGCCGACGUCACACAAACCCUACACUGUCUGCUCUUACGUACAGGACUAGUGCACUGGUUGACUGAACUGGAGGUCCUGGCGUCCCUGUUUGCUGCGGCCAUCCAUGACUACGAACACACUGGAACUACAAACGACUUCCACAUUCACACAAAGUCAGACUUUGCUAUGAUCUACAACGACCGGUCAGUCCAGGAAAGCCACCACAUCAGUGCUGCGUUCCAUCUUCUACAGGACGACCAAUCCAACAUCUUCAUGAACCUCUCCAGAGAACAGUGGAUGGAGCUGCGAGCGCUGGUGAUAGAGAUGGUGUUGGCUACAGACAUGUCGUCUCACCUUGUCCAGGUCAAAGCCAUGAAGGGGUGUCUGCAGCAGCACGAAGGCAUAGACAAACCAAAAGCGCUGUCCCUACUACUGCACACUGCAGACAUCAGCCACCCCUCUAAGCCCUGGAGUCUACACUCUCGCUGGACCAAAGCCCUCAUGGACGAGUUCUUCAGACAGGGUGACAGAGAGGCAGAGCUUGGUCUUCCCUUCUCUCCACUGUGUGAUCGGAACAGCACCCUGGUCGCAGAGUCACAAAUAGGUUUCAUAGACUUCAUAGUAGACCCUACGUUCUCCCUACUGACUGACGUGGCUGAGAAGAUAGUCAUUCCCCUGGUGGAAGACAACCCAGGCCCACCGGACCCCUGCAAUCGACAUAGUAAUCUGUGGAAGGAGAGUUCCAGAGGACUACAGUGGAGCUUGUCUCACAUCACCUCAGAACUGGUCAGCUUCAGAUCCACCUGGACACGACACACAGAAGACAACAAGUUCAAAUGGAAGGAGAGCGGCUCCAAUGGGCUCUUGGAUCAGAUCGUGUCGAAGGAACCGUUGGCUGGUGAAGACGAUGAGCUCUCUGAACAACUGCUGCAGACCCCUUCUAAUGAUGCUAAACAGUAGAUAGGCCUCUCAUGUAGUAUGAUGCCUAUGUAAAUGAUAUGUAAACGGAGGGUUGGGGAGAACUGUUUACAUGUAAUCUUUUACAUGUAAUCUUGAUAAUAAUACAAAAAUGUAACUGUAAUCAGCUACUUUACCAGCUAAAAUAUUGUAAAUGGAUUCCAAAUUCCAAAUACUUUUGAAAAACAAUUACUUAAAAAUUCAGGGAAAGAAUACAUUAUGCCACCUUUCUGUUUCUCAAUGACAUUCAAUUCAGCACUGAAAAAAGGUGCCAGUUUAUGUUUGUUCCACCUGGUUUGAUGGAUCCUUUCCAUCUUCUUCUGAUGUCUCUUAAGGGGAAAGUAAUCAGUUGACAUUACAGAGUGGAGGGGAAAGUAAUCCAAAAGUAACUGAAAGUAAUCAGAUUAUGUUACUGAGUUAAGGGGAUAGUAAGCCAAAAGUAACUGAAACUGAGUUUGGGUAUCCAAAAGUUAAGUUACUGAUUACAAUUUUGGACAGAUAACUAGUAACUGUACCUGAUUACAUUUAGAAAGUAAUCUAUCCAACCCUGUGUAAAUUAUAGUAAUUUAAUGAAGAUUACCAAAACAUGCUGGUCAUGUUAUAUGCUAAUUACCAUACAUGAUUUUACGGUGGUUUGCUUGCAAUUUGUUAACCAGUUAGGAAAACUUUCAUGGAGAAACUUAGCAAAGAUCAUGUAUCAUGGGUAACAUGGGUAACAUGGGUAGCAUGUAUGUUACAUGGAAUAGACGGGUAAUGUCAACGGUACCAGCAGUGAAAGGCUGGCCUUAUCAUGUGGAAGAUGUACGAUUUAAUCAUGUGACUGUUGUUGUUGAUGUAAAGUACAACAAGACAAAACGUUUUCUACUUCUUUAUAUUCUACCCGUACCACGGAGGAGAUGUUGAUGUGCUUUAUAUUCUACCCGUACCACGGAGGAGAUGUUGAUGUGCUUUAUAUUCUACCCGUACCACGGAGGAGAUGUUGAUGUGCUUUAUAUUCUACCCGUACCACGGAGGAGAUGUUGAUGUGCUUUAUAUUCUACCCGUACCACGGAGGAGAUGUUGAUGUGCUUUAUAUUCUACCCGUACCACGGAGGAGAUGUUGAUGUGCUUUAUAUUCUACCCGUACCACGGAGGAGAUGUUGAGGUGCUUUAUAUUCUACCCUUACCACGGAGGAGAUGUUGAUGUGCUUUAUAUUCUACCCGUACCACGGAGGAGAUGUUGAUGUGCUUUAUAUUCUAUCCGUACCACGGAGGAGAUGUUGAUGUGCUUUAUAUUCUACCCGUACCACGGAGGAGAUGUUGAUGUGCUUUAUAUUCUACCCGUACCACGGAGGAGACGUUGAUGUGCUUUAUAUUCUACCCGUACCACGGAGAAGACGUUGAUGUGCUUUAUAUUCUACCCGUACCACGGAGGAGAUGUUGAUGUGCUUUAUAUUCUACCCGUACCACGGAGGAGAUGUUGAUGUGCUUUAUAUUCUACCCGUACCACGGAGGAGAUGUUGAUGUGCUUUAUAUUCUACCCGUACCACGGAGGAGAUGUUGAUGUGCUUUAUAUUCUACCCGUACCACGGAGGAGAUGUUGAUGUGCUUUAUAUUCUACCCUUACCACGGAGGAGAUGUUGAUGUGCUUUAUAUUCUACCCGUACCACGGAGGAGAUGUUGAUGUGCUUUAUAUUCUACCCUUACCACGGAGGAGAUGUUGAUGUGCUUUAUAUUCUAUCCGUACCACGGAGGAGAUGUUGAUGUGCUUUAUAUUCUACCCUUACCACGGAGGAGAUGUUGAUGUGCUUUAUAUUCUACCCGUACCACGGAGGAGAUGUUGAUGUGCUUUAUAUUCUACCCGUACCACGGAGGAGAUGUUGAAGAGUGAUUCUUUAUCUAAUUCUUCAUCUGUUUUCUUUCAAUCCAAAGAAUUGGAAUCGUGAACUAUACUGAACAUACAGGAUAUCAGUAGCCAUUGUCCCAGAUCAUUAGCCAACUCUUCUGACUAUCAGCCAGAAAAAUAGCCUGGAGACCCAUCUAUAGCCAAACUAGCAUUUCUUCUCCACGAUGAGUCUUGAUUUGCUUGCCUCCCUUAAGUUUUGUAGAAUGCGGACACAUUCUGAUCAUUCUGAUUGGUUCCAGAAACCGGUGGGCUGGGCCAGAGCCGGCCUACAUGAUGACAGUUUCAACUUUGAUACUCUGAUUGGUUAGAUUGAUUAGAGACAAUCCAAUCACUGAUUUAAUUGUUUUGUACAACGCCCCUCAUUUUCACAGCAGCACAAAUGACUUCUGGGAUGGCAGCUUCAGAUUUCAGGAUGGCACAGUCAUAGAGCAGAAUAAUUCACUUCAGUAUGACGCGUCAGGCAACCCAGAACUGCCAUAUUGUACAAGUCUUAUAUCUCUAACGUUGUGAUUCUGAGGCCGUCCUACUAUGGACACAGCACAUCAAAGGCAUGACAGACAGUAAUAGUCAGAAGAGUUGAAUGAAGCACUGCAGAUCUGGGACCAGGCUGAGAUAUCAGUCCAAUCCUUCAGCAGAGUACCGUUCACUGGUCCUCCAGUAGGAGGAGCCAAAACUGUGGGGAGGAAGACUGAACCAGGCUACAGUGGUAUUAUGAAAUGCAUUGGGUGAAAACUGGUCACGUUGUGAAAUAUUUAUGUGUUUUAUGCUCGCAGCACCACGUCUAUUGAAUAAUUGAUAAUAGGGUUUUGUUAUAAGUCAACCUUACUUACUCAACAUUAUAGGUCAGUGAUGCAACACUAAAGUCAGAGCCGUAUUGUUGGUAGUUCUUGGCUUGGCAUGAAUUAAAAUGGAUUAUAAAUUGGGUGGUUCGAGCCCUGAAUGCUGAUUGGCUGACAGCCGUGGUAUAUCAGACCGUAUACCACGGUUAUGACAAAACAUGUAUUUGUACUGCUGUACUUACGUUGGUAACCUGUUUAUAAUAGGAAUAAGGCACCUCUGGGGUUUGUGAUAUAUGACCAAUAUAUCACGGCUAAGGGCUGUAUCAAGGCACUCCACUUUGCGUCUUGCCUAAGAACAACCCUUAGCCGUGGUAUAUUGGCCAUAUACCACACCCCCUUGGGCCUUAUUGCUUAAUUAUAGCAUGGAUUAUGAGGAAAGGAAUAAUAUGUUUUGUUUAAAGAAGUAAACACAACGCUUGUCCAAUUUCAACACUUUUAUGUAUCAAACCAUUUUUUUUUAAAUGACAUAUGUAAUCAUUACCAAGUCAAACAAAGUUGAACUAAAAUGCAGAUAUAGAUGGAUUUCAUGUAUCGUAAUUUAUCAUUAAUAAAAAUGAAAUAAAUACACAA